GCUCUUCUACAUUGUCUGAACACUCGAAGAAAAAAAAAAAAAAAAAAAGACAUGGCAACCACAGAGGUAAAACCCUCCGCCGCUAAAAACCCUAAAAAGACUCGGAACCCAUCCCUGGGUCCGAAGAAAGAUCUGAAGAAGAAGAAGAAUAAGACUAAGAAGUCAAAAGCCCUCGCCUUUGACAACACGGUCGAAAGAAACGACCAGAGCGACGGCGAGGAACAACAACCUGUAUCGGCUUCUGAACAGCUAAGCUUCUUCUUAAAGCAGCUUGAUUCCGCCAUUGGUGUCCGUGUCUCUCCUUUAGAGCUUGAUCCCAUUAAAGACAAGUGUGUAGUUGAGUUAUCUCAAAAGUUGGAUCAGAAUGUAAGCAACUUGGGAGAGCAUAUUAAGAUGGCUUAUGGAUCUUCCUGGAGAGAGACUCUUUGCGAAGGAGAGGCUAUUGAAGGGAAAGUCGAUCCCGGAAACCCAUCUGUUCUCGUUGUUAGCUCCUCUGCUCUGAGAUCUUUGGAACUUAUAAGGGGUUUGCAUUCACUUACUAAGCAGUGUCCAGCUUUGAAGUUGUUCUCAAAGCAUUUGAAGGUUGAGGAACAGGUGUCUCUGUUGAAAAAACGAGUUAAUAUUGGGAGCGGCACACCGAGCAGAAUAAAAAAGCUGAUCGACAUAGAGGCAUUAGGGCUUUCACGUUUAGAUAUGAUUGUGCUUGACAUGGACACAGAUGUCAAGGGAUUUUCCUUAUUCACUUUGCCCCAAGUCAGAGAUGAGUUUUGGGAUUUGUAUAAGACAUGCUUCCACCGGAGAGUGCUAGAAGGAAGUCUACGUAUCUGUCUGUAUGGUCCAAAGCCAUCAGCUCCAAAGCUUAAGAACAAUAAGAAACAGAGACAAAACGAGCAUUGAGCAAUGGCAGAUUCUACUCCAAUUUUGAUAUAUUUAACUCGUUUUGCUAUGUGAUUCGUCUUUCUACCAUACGAAGUGAAUUUAUUGUUAAUUAGUGUUCUUGUGAGAAAUACAGUGUUCUGUUAAUUAGUGUUCUUUUGGCCUAAA
Molecule: messenger RNA, 1044 nt
Organism: Raphanus sativus (radish)
Lineage: Eukaryota; Viridiplantae; Streptophyta; Magnoliopsida; Brassicales; Brassicaceae
Exons: 5
Coding region: 52-897 (281 amino acids)
Cellular component (GO): nucleus; 90S preribosome
Source: RefSeq, a predicted model, not a curated record